Trichoderma breve is the source of this 879-nucleotide messenger RNA. RefSeq lists its product as uncharacterized. The coding region runs from base 1 to 879 and encodes 292 amino acids. Gene Ontology annotation, biological process: protein phosphorylation. The transcript has a single exon. NCBI's taxonomy places the organism in Eukaryota, Fungi, Ascomycota, Sordariomycetes, Hypocreales, Hypocreaceae. Gene Ontology annotation, molecular function: protein kinase activity; ATP binding. The record is from RefSeq and is a predicted model, not a curated record.
AUGCUAACUGGAUUACCACCCUUUUACGCUGAAACUACCGAGAGGAUACAUGAAAGGAUUACGUCUAGUGAGCAAAUCGUGUAUCCAAAUUCUCUUCCACCAUCUGCAAAAGACAUCCUGGCCGGGCUUCUCGAGCGCAACCCUGAACAGCGACUAGGUGCAAAACGAGGAGCAAGCGAGAUCAAACAACACCCAUUUUUCGACUGUAUUGACUGGAACAAGCUGACGCGACGUGAAUAUCAUCCCGACUUCAAGCCUCCCAAGGUUACGAUGCCCUUUCCGGAGUCACACAAAGCGCGAGGGCUUGCCAGAGCUGAAGUCAUGAGACGAUUGACUAAAGGAUCCAAUUAUGUGAGCUCGGACCAAUAUAAAAAGUCCAUGGAAAUGAUGCAAGGGAAAUUUCAUGUUGCUACCUAUUCUCUUCCUCCGCCUCCUCCUCCUCCUCCUUUUCCAGAUGUCAAGAUACCUAUUGAUGACAAUCCGGAUUGGGAGUUGGUUUGGGACGAAGAAGCCAAAGGCUUUUACUUCUACAACCGCUCCAACAACGCAAGACAAAUAAUUGUGCGGCAAACAUUUUAUCCAAGACAGCCUUCGAAUCAAGCCCAUGACGGUUCCUCUACGGGUGGUGUCGGCAAUUUGCCUAGUCAGAUCCAGAAGGAGGAUGCACUUGAAGUGGUGUUGAAGGCUGGAUAUAGGCAUUUGAUCCCACAAAUACUGCACAAGUAUGGUGGUAUGGACCUCAACGUUAAGCUUUAUGGCUUUCAUAGGGUACCAACUCUGCUUGAAUUUGCUGUCGAACAGGAAGACGCAAACCUACUACAACUGUUCAUUGAUGGGGGCGCCACCGAUACGUCGGGAAACGCGCUGUUCUUGUCGUAA